This is a messenger RNA of Blumeria graminis f. sp. triticale, 198 nucleotides long. The record is from the annotation of a GenBank genome assembly. Lineage: Eukaryota; Fungi; Ascomycota; Leotiomycetes; Helotiales; Erysiphaceae.
AUGGGUAGCUUCGGCAGCUCACAACGGCUGGAUUACGGCACUGGACAUGAGCUGAGCUUUCUGGCAUUUUUAGGAAGUAUAUGGAAGCUUGGUGGCUUUAGUGAUGAAGAAGCAGAGACUAUGACUACAUCGCGGAAUAUCGUAAUUUGCGUGAUGGAGCCGUGUGUAUUUUCAGGUCUUCAAGAUGUAUCAAAAUGA